This is a messenger RNA of Rotaria socialis, 1680 nucleotides long. Lineage: Eukaryota; Metazoa; Rotifera; Eurotatoria; Philodinida; Philodinidae. The record is from the annotation of a GenBank genome assembly.
AUGUUGUUUGCACUUAUUCCAAUACUGUUCAUGAGAAUACAUUCGAUUUAUUCGAAUAUUCGUACUAUUGAUGAUUGUCAAUUGUUAAUUGUUGGUGGUACAACAUCAGCACUCGGCGCUGCACUAUCGGCUUCAAAAAUUUUAAAUACACGUACAUGUUUACUUGAACCAACAGAUUGGGUUGGCGGGCAAUUAACAGCUGAACUUCUUAGUGCGCCCGAUUUUGCCUAUCACACAAUUAAAGAUAAGGAUACCAAUUUUACUCUCGAUGUUGGUGCUAUUGAUGGACAAUUAGAUAAUCAAAAUCUACUCUUUGCACAUAUGCUUAAUGUUCUUGGAGAUACUGGUCGUUGUUGGGUAUCACCAAAAUGUUCUAUUCCUCAACUAUUUCAUUCGCAAGUAGUAUUACCAGUAAUAAGCAACGUCCGUAUAUUUUAUAAUACUGUAAUAAAACGUGUUGCUAAAGAUGUAACUGGUCGUCGUAUAAUUCAAGUAGAUGCAAUACAACGUACUACGAAUUUAACAUCUCCACACUGUCGAUUUUUAUCUGAAGAGCUAUCUGAUUGGUACUCGUCAGAUGAUACUGCAUGGUUUAAUAAAACUCAACUAUCAUUUAGAAAUGUUUCAUUUGUCAUUGAAGGUACCUCGUGGGGUGAAGUAUUAGUAUUAUCAAAUGCAAGUUAUAUACAAGGCUUAAUGGAACAGUUCGAUGGUGAUACAUCUGGUGUCGGAAAUUCAACAUGUGGUCAAUCAUUUACAUUCGAUUUUCUUGAACAACUACGAGAGACACCUGUCGAUGAGUUACCAAAUCCAUUGCCAGAACCAACUGGAGGAGCAAAUUAUUCGUUUGAAUCUCUCACAUGGGAACGUAUAUGGACAUAUCGAAGAGUAAAUACAUCUGCGCCAGAUUCGAACACAAUUGCGGUUCAUGAUUUAACAAUACAGAAUUGGGCAGGAGGGAAUGAUUAUCGAAAUCAAUAUUUUUUUCUAUCCCCUUCUGAUACACGACAUCAACGUGAUAUAGAUCAAUGGCAAGGUGGACUGAAUUUAGAUGCAAUCAAAAAUGCAGAACGACUAGCUUACGGUUAUCAUUAUUGGUAUCGAAAAAAUGCACCAACACAAUGGACAAAUCGAACAGUUCUCAUACGAUCGGUUUCAGCAGCUGGUACUUGUCAUGGUCUAGCAAAAAUGCCUUAUUUACGAGAAUCACGUCGAUCAAUCGGUUAUCAAAAUUUUCUAAUGAAUAUUACAACUAUUAGUGGUCAUGCACGUGAUUUACAUGGAUAUAUUUUUGACGAUCGCUUGUGCGUUGGUGCUUAUAAUGUUGAUAUUCAUUCGAUGGGUCAAUGUACUUAUCCAUCUUAUAUGCACGAAAAUUACCCAAUACUUCCCUACUAUAUACCACUACGAGCAAUGACCAAUCGAGAUGUUGAUAAUCUGAUUGUAAUUGGUAAAACCAUGGCACAAACAUUUCUAGUUAAUUCAGCAACACGUUUACAUCCAGUAGAAUUUUCAAUAGGACAAGCAGCAGGUGUAGUCGGUACAUAUGCAGUUCAAAAUAGCUUACAAAGUGUAGCUGAAAUGCUCGAAGAACAACAUAUAAAACGUGUGCAAACAAUUGUGAAACAGUUUACGCCAACAUCAUGGACAAUCAAUGGAACGCGAUAUCCAGAUGAUUAA